AUGGAAAUUCCCUUCAAGGUGUCCGUGGGCUCUGUGGUUCGGUUGCAACAUCUUGACAGGGAAAUUCCCUUCAAGGUGUCCUUGGGCUCUGUCGUUCUGUUGCAACAUCUUGACAUGGAAGUUCCCUUCAAGGUGUCGUUGGCCUCUGUCGUUCUGUGGCAACAUAUUGACAUGCAACUUCUCUUCAAGGUGUCCGUGGGUUCUGUGGUGCUGUUGCAACAUCGUGACAUGGAAAUUCCCUUCAAGGUGUCCUUGGGCACUGUCGUUCUGUUGCAACAUCUUGACAUGCAAUUUCCCUUCAAGAUGUCCGUAGGCUCUGCCGUUCUGUUGCAACAUCUUGAGAUGGAUAUUCCCUUCAAGGUGUCCUUGGGCUCUGUCGUUCUGUUGCAACAUCUUGACAUGCAAUCUCCCUUCAAGAUGUCCGAAGGCUCUGCCGUUCUGUUGCAACAGCUUGACAUGGAAAUUCCCUUCAAGGCGUCCGUGGGCUCUGUGGUUCUGUUGCAACAUCUUGGCAUGCAAAUUCCCUUCAAGGUGUCCGUGGGCUCUGUCGCUCUGUUGCAACAUCUUGACAUGGAAAUUCCCUUCAAGGUGUCCGUGGGCUCUGUCGCUCUGUUGCAACAUCUUGACAUGGAAAUUCCCUUCAAGGUGUCGUUGGCCUCUGUCGUUCUGUGGCAACAUAUUGACAUGCAACUUCUCUUCAAGGUGUCCGUGGGUUCUGUGGUGCUGUUGCAACAUCGUGACAUGGAAAUUCCCUUCACGGUGUCCUUGGGCACUGUCGUUCUGUUGCAACAUCUUGACAUGCAAUUUACCUUCAAGAUGUCCGUAGGCUCUGCCGUUCUGUUGCAACAUCUUGAGAUGGAUAUUCCCUUCAAGGUGUCCUUGGGCACUGUCGUUCUGUUGCAACAUCUUGACAUGCAAUCUCCCUUCAAGAUGUCCGAAGGCUCUGCCGUUCUGUUGCAACAGCUUGACAUGGAAAUUCCCUUCAAGGCGUCCGUGGGCUCUGUGGUUCUGUUGCAACAUCUUGACAUGGAAGUUCCCUUGAUGGUGUCCGUGGGCUCUGUGGUUGGUGUCGUUGAACUCUGCCGUUUUGUUGCAACAUCUCGACAUGGAAAUUCCUGGUCUGUGGGCUCUGUGGUUCUGUUGCAACAUCUUGCCAUGAAGAUUCCCUUCAAGGUGUCGGGGGGCUCUGUCGUUCUGUUGCAACAUCUUGACAUGGAAAUUCCCUUCAAUGUGUCCGUGGGCUCUGUCGUUCUGUUGCACCAUCUUGACAUGGAAAUUCCCUUCAAGGUGUCGUUGGGCUCUGUCGUUCUGUUGCAACAUCUUGACAUGGAAGCUCCCUUCAAGGUGUCCGUGGGCUCUGUCAUUCUGUUGCACCAUCUUGACAUGGAAAUUCCCUUCAAGGUGUCCGUGGGCUCUGUGGUUCUGUUGCAACAUUUUGACAUGGAAAUUCCCUUCAAGGUGUCCUUGGUCUCUGUCGUUCUGUUGCAGCAUCUUGACAUGGAAAUUCCUUUCAAGGUGUCCGUGGGCUCUGUGGUUCUGUUGCAACAUCUUGACAUGGAAAUUCCCUUCAAGGUGUCCGCGGGCUCUGUCGUUCUGUUGCAACAUCUUGACAUGGAAAUUCCCUUCAAGGUGUCCGAGGGCUCUGUGGUUCUGUUGCAAGAUCUUGACAUGGAACUUCUCUUCAAGGCAUCCGUGGGCUCUGUGGUUCUGUUGCAACAUCUUGGCAUGGAAAUUCCCUUCAAGGUUUCCGUGGGCUUCGUCGCUCUGUUGCAACAGCUUGACAUGGAAAUUCCCUUGAAGGUGUCCGUGGGCUCUGUGCUUCUGUUCCAACAUCUUGACAUGGACAUUCCCUUCGUCCGUGGGCUCUGUGGUUCGUUUGCAACAUCUUGA
Molecule: messenger RNA, 1890 nt
Organism: Symbiodinium natans
Lineage: Eukaryota; Dinophyceae; Suessiales; Symbiodiniaceae
Source: the annotation of a GenBank genome assembly